CAUCCCGGGGAUAAGCACCGCCAGUACAACCAGCCACACAGCUACCACCAAUACAUCAGGUGACCCCAGAACAUCCAGUACUGUGAUUACUCGACGAGCCCCCCUGAGCCGGCACAGUACCAUCUCACCCGCAACCUCUGCACAGCUGCAGGAGAGCCUGCAUAUACUCACGCGGCAGCAGAGUAGUUGGGAGACAUCCGCGAGCGUAAAUAGGCACAUGCAGACCCAAGCAAGCCCGGAUGUACCCGGACGUGAGAAGACAGAAACGUAUAUAAUAAACACAGCAGCAGAGGACAGGUCGGUUGGACCAUCCAGAGAUACGGCCUUGAUUGAGGCUGUGGAUGCGGAUGAGGACUCUAUGGCGGGUGUGGCUAGGGAGGGCGACACAGAGAGAAGUACCAAUGCGCGGGACAGGGACAGUUCGGUACCUGCCACGCAUGUGGAGACGCGUCAUGGCAGCGAGGCGGAGAGAGGGCUGCAUGCACCUGAGACCAGCACGGGUGAGAGUGUGGGGGAGACCGCUGGUAAGGCUAGUAUUGGGGAGAAGCUUCUAAGCCGGAGCCAGGAAAAGGCGGUAAUACCUGGUGCGGGUGUUGGGGAGGAGGGGAUUGAGAUAACGGAUAGGGCAGGUGAAGGUAUAGCGGCCGAGACCAACCACACAACCAAUGAGAGUAGCACACAUGCGCCAAAGCAACCAGACCACAGCAAAAACAGCGGAGCUCAUACAGCCACGAGUACAGGUGGCGAGGUACAGGACGCACCACGUGGCCAAGAAAUUCUCAUGAACGGUGCAAUUAGAGGCACGGAUGUUGGAGGGGAGGGCGAGAAUGGCCUCCAGCGUUCUGCGGGUAAGGAUCUUAUGGCCUCUGAAGCACCCGGAAAUGCAGGUGCAGGUGCAGGUGCAGGUACAGGUGCACAUGGUUCAAAGGUACAGGAUUCAGUGCUGCACGGCGAUGAGAUAGGCGAGACUCCACAGGCGAGUAUAGCUACCACACACACAGAGGUAGAGGUGAGUGGCGCCCACUGUACACCACCGCCCGGCACACCAGCACAAGCACCGUGCAGUGACUCUAGUACUGCCCUUAGCAACGCACCACCUGGUGGGGCAGGUGAACUCAGUACAGUCACAGACACAGCAGCCACUCACAAGGGGACUGCGGCGCAGGCACCCCACAGCCCACUAGCGGGAGCUGUGCCAGAAGCCACCCGCACGGCCCUCUGGGCGAGUGGCCCGGGUGCACCGGAUGAGAAGGAGGCGUUAGGUGAAACAACCAGUACUGUUGCACCCACAGAUACACUCCAAUCGCCGGAUGCUGGUAAUGCUUUAAGGAGUGAGCAAAAUACGGGGACAGGAGUCGGCUGGGAGCCUCCCACAUCUGCGUCUGUGGACUCAAAUUUAGGACCGGUCCCGGGCGGAGUUUUGGACAAAUCAGACGCUGCGCACGUAGAUAAUCGCGAGGGCGGGGUGGGAGACCAUGUGUGUGAUGAGAGAAGGGGUCUUGACCCAAAGUCAAUGUCUGGCCGAACCAGUAGUGUAUCAACGGCGAAGGAGAAGGAUAUCUCUGGCCUAGAUGACACACAAGACAAGCCAGCGACGACAGUGAUGGGUAGUAUACGGGCGGGUAACCAUGGCAACCAAAGCCUGGCGGAGAGUAGCACUGCGUCUGUAGUUGCGGGUGGAGACGGAAGUUGUCGCCUAAGCACAGAGGGCACAGACGGCUCCAGUGAAACACUCCCAAUCAGCGAUGCGAAGGGACCAUCCGGCAGUAGUGUCCGAAUAAGCGGAACGGGUGGUGACGAAAUAGUGGACGGUAAUCUGUCAGACCUUAGAGAUGGCUUGGCGGAGGGGCUGGGACAGACACUGCCCCAAAAUGCCACAGAAGGACAGUCUUCUGGCACAGCUGCUCCGACGGUUAGCACAGGUGCGAGUGCACGGGAUGGUGCUGUCCCUUCUGCGCCCGUGGGUCCCUCCGGUCCACGGCCCAAACGCCAAGCGGACGAUACCGCGACGGAGGAAACGGGUGAGGCUACCAGUCAUACAGAUACGACAAGUGACCGUGCUACAACGAUGGCUGGUGCAGGUACUGUGACCUCUACUAUGGGCUCUACUAUGAGUUCGAAGGUGGUGGAAGGAGGGCAACCGCAGCAAGGAGACGGCGCCGAUGGCGAAGGUCAGCAUGAACAUCCGCAAGGGGAUGAGUCACCGCACGCCGUACCGGUUUCGCCGCCGCAGACGAAAGCAGUACGGCCAACCACGGAUAAUGCAAUGGAUGUAGACGAAACAAAGCCACUGGAUCUGCAGGCGAGUUUCAUAGAGACCGCGCAUGAUAAGGAGUUCGGGUCGAGUACGGCACCCCGAAUACCCUCUACUACAUGUCACGUGGUUUGCCAAAGUGCGGUACCGGGGGAGAUAAGCACGUUGUCUGAAGCAGCCGCAGCGGGUGCAAGCACGCCAAAUAAGCAAGGCACGCCAAAUAAGCAAGGCAAGGCAAAUAAGCAAGGCAAGGCAAAUAAGCAAGGCAAGGCAAAUAAGCCAACCACGCGGAAUAAGCGUGGAAGCACUGCUGCUGCGGGGAUUGAUGCGACCCCGACGAUAGAAGGGCCAGGCGGUGGGUGUGAUGGGAGUUUACAAGCACCGACCAAAGACACGCCAAACAAGCCACGUACACCUCCACACAGCGAAGCCACACCUCUUGGGGAGUUUUCCGAGAGCCCCCGGAUGCAUAUUCACAAUAUGUAUAGUUCAGCUGAUGGCCCAAGUGCGAUCAUAAAAGCACUGGCGAAAGGCCAUAGUGUGGCCGUACACUCGGGCUUCUCGCAGUCACCCGCCGCACGCACGCUGCUGAUGAUGUCUGAGCGAGCGCGACAGUUGGACGAGUCUCUGGAUCAAGUACCGCUAUUAGAAGAACUCGUCCUGCAAUUGGAGGAGGCGUCGGGGGAUGUACCGCUCCCGGAGGAAAUAGAUGAUCCAGCGGUGAAGGUUCCGAUUUCGGAAGAAAACGUACCGCUAUCGGAAAAAAACGUACCGUUAUUGGAUAGAAGGGGUGUGCAACGGAACACGGAGGUGCCACAAUCAGAGGAGAAGGGGACGAUUGACUACUUUGAGACGCAGGAUGAUUCGAUGGGUAACAUUCAGGGCAUUCAGCAAUACCCUGAACAUCCUCCGGCACAGGGACAGGGGGAACAUGUACACGCACAGGGGCAAAACGUAGAUGACGAGGACAACAAGGAGGAAAAUGUACUAGCCCAGGGAGACAAUGUAGAUGCCGAAAAAGGACAGGAGAGAAAUUUAGUAUCACCGAGAGAAAACGUAGACGUCGAAGAAACCCCUGAAAACAGUGCAGGAACAUUCGAAGCCGGUGAAGGCGAUGGCGUAGGGGACGAGGGAUGGGUAGGGGAUGGGUAUGUAUCUGAUAAGUCGGCGUACGCAGAGACGGUUGAUCUGGAUCUGGAUGUGCGUUCUGUUUCGUCGUUGAUGGACGAUGGCGAGAAGGACGAGGACGCACACAACGACGACCACGACCACGAUCAUGAUCACAAGCAGCGUGCGAGUGGCGGGUCUGUACCUGGGCUGGAGGAGGGUUCUAGCACAGGUACCGGACCGGGACCUGCCCUAAAUGAAAAGGACAGGGCCGCUGUAGUAUCGGACCGUGCGGAGGGCGAGGCUAGUGGUCCUGCCGGAGAAUCGGCUGGGCAAGCUCAGAAGGAGGACACAGGCACUGCUGAGGCGUCUGAGACUGCGACCAAUGCGGAGCCAAACACGAAUAAGCAAGGUGGGGUGGAGGUCCAGGGGGGGUUGACCAACGAACUACUGGACCAAAUUGUCUAUACCUAUGCCAAUAGACACUCCGCUGGCCUGUCUGGUGUCGAAGGUGCGGAAGAUACUGUCGAGAGUGGUAGAGAGAAGGGCCAUGCGGAGAUAAGGGCGGGGACGGCUACGACGGAUAGCGUAGCGAGCGCUGGGAACUCGAUAAUGUUAACAGGUGCACACCAUGAACGUGGGGGUGAAGUGGCGAGGAACACAGUACACAGAGCCGAGAGUGUAAGGGACAGAGGGUCCGCAAAGGAAGCACUGGGUGCCAGUAGUGGGAGAACGGAGGGGGAUGCAGCUACCAAUGGGAAUACAGAGAUGGUGACGGCAGCCAAUCAGAGGGCCGAGGGAGAAGAGUCUGUCUGUGACACCGCGGCUGAAUUGGUGUCGACCAAUGAGAUUGCAGAGAAACCUGCGUCUGCCAGCACUACGGCGUAUGGAACGGUGCCAUCUGAUGGGAACGGAGUCCAAGACAGUAGUGAUCUCACACAUACGACAGCACCCACCUACACCCACCCACAGACCCACGCACACGCACACGCACACGCACACGCAGACCCUGGGGUAGACCCCAAAACCUUGCAAAAAGACCCUGGGCACGCGUCCAGCCUCAGCACAGCGACAGACACACGCACGCACUCGUCUAUAGACGCCAUCAUAGCCGCCAACACCAACAAGCGGAGACGCAGAGGCACACGCCCUGUGUUACACGUGAGCGGCACUCUCGGUAGUGCAUUGGGCACCUCUGGUGCUGGGGGUUCUGCGGCAAGCGAGCAGGCGAACGACCCCGCAGGCCGUCCCGCAAUCAAUACCGGGACGUUACCCCUGGGCCGUAUCCCCAGCCCCACUGGAGGGCAUGCGACAAGCAAUGCCGCAGGUGAUAUAGCGGACCGUCCGGCGUUUCAUACUGAGGAAAGUACUAUCGAUAACCUCACCACCACCACCACAACUACAACCCACAGCCCGCCAGCGGCCACUUCGGGCGAUCCCCAGUCAUCUCAGGAGACGUACAGUGCAUGCGAGCUAUUGAACAGGCGCGUCACUCAGCUUCACAACGGCUCGGCUAAGAGGAAGCGCUCGAGCAUGGAGAGGCGAGUCGUGCCCCCCUUGGACGGGGCUAAUCCCAAACGGUUCCGUAUCUACAAAGUCGAGGUCUCCCAAGAGCACUACAUCCAACAAACGCGGCGAUGCUACAACCGCAGCGGAGAAGUGAUCCAGAGGAUAGAGAAGCGCAUUCCCAUCAAGGACGAGACCUCAUGCACCACCUACUACAAGCCGUUGUUCAGCGGAGAGGACUCGGACGACAACUCGUGGAUACACACGGUGGGUGAAUGUCACGGUCGCGGCCUGACACAGACACAGACACAGACACAGACACAGCAGCAGCAGCAGCAGAAGCAGAAGCAGAAACAUAGGCGCAAGGACCCUGCACCCCGCCGCCAGGGCUACAGCCACGGGCAGACCCACAACCAGGCGGACACGGGUGCAGAAACCCAAGACACGCAGGACAGCAACGAGAACGGGACAGCACCCCCACACGCAGACGAGGUGGCUGUGAGUGGGGCCAGGGACUUAGAGACGGGCGCACUCGGGCGUACGAGUACAGGCGAUGGGACGUGUGAGAGGCGGACUAGCGGGGGAGGGGUGAAGGGGACCAGCGGCCGUAAACCAGGUUUAAGCCCCGAUAAACCAAGUUUUACUGCAGACCCCGCGGGUGGCUGCAGUGUCGGCACCUCUCCGGUACCUGCUCCCGUGGAGGACAGUACAGUACUUCACAGUGUGAAGAAAAGGGGGAGAAGGAAAUCAACCAAUCAGAAUACGUCUAAAAAUAGUAACUCGGAGGCUGCGCAUGGCCGCCAGGAGGGCAUUCAGCUCUCCAGUACCAGAAAACCUAAAAAUAGAAUACGUCAUCUUGUCACGGACACUGACACCACACACGCCGCGUCGGGUGAGAGCAGGUCGCCCGCGGCGGUUUUGACAUCCAGCCAAUCAGAUGCGACGAUAAAAGAACUGCCGCCGCCACGAACCAAUCAGAAGAGGCGAAAAGGGCAGCAAACGCAACGCAAAGGCAACGUCAAAGUACCGCGGACCACAUCGACGGCUAGUGUACAGUCUGCCAGGAAGGCUAGGAGACCGGUAGGUGGAGGGUGGGAAGCGAUUGUGUUGGGGAAUGGAGAGCCACGCUUGAUCUCAGAGUAUCACGUUGCCUUGUACGAAGGUGAUGUGCCUGAGUGUAUCCUGGAGUACGAACCCGUGGCACUGGAGGACGUCAGGGGUGAUGGGUUAGAGACAGAGCUUCCGUCGCAUCCCUUUGACGGCAUGGGCUUCCUCAUAACCGGCGCCAAAAAGAUCCCUAAUAAGGCAAAAUUAGUCAGCGACCUAACCUCGCACGGGGGAACUAUCUACGAACGUAUUGAUGAGAUUAAGUCCAACACUCUCAGCUCUGUGUAUAUCAUUGCGGCAGAGGAGCUGCGUACCGUCACGUACAUGGCUGGGUUGGCGUUGGCUCUGCACUGUGUGCGCUAUGAUUGGGUCGAGGCGUGUGUAUCGGCCAACUACCUGCUGUCCACCAAAGACUACCGCCUGGCCACAGGCAAAGUCACCGUACCAGGCCAAGUAGCCAUACCCGUUGCCAACCGGAAAUACCGGGUAUUCGAGGGCAAAACGGUCUUAAUCAAGCUGAAAGAGAAGCUGGUUGAAGAUCAGUGGAAAGUUGUCUUGGUGGCGGCCGGGGCUAAGCUCAUCAAUCGCCCCAAUGAGAGCUGUGACUAUAUCAUUGGCAAUGAUCGGAAGAAGAAGCCAUUUUGUGCAAGAGGGCUUCCUGUGCGCCAUCUGGAUUGGGUGGUAGAGUGCUUUAUACUGGGGUAUCUUGUGGAAGAAUAUCUGCCGGAAACAUUUGAGUGUUGACCUGAUUCUGCUGGUCAAUUAGGGUUAUGCAUGGAAAUAUAUUCCAAAAUAAACACUACAGUG
Messenger RNA from Sphaeroforma arctica JP610, 6781 nucleotides. RefSeq lists its product as hypothetical. The annotation marks the transcript as partial. Lineage: Eukaryota; Ichthyosporea; Ichthyophonida. The record is from RefSeq and is a predicted model, not a curated record. The transcript is spliced from 7 exons. Gene Ontology annotation, cellular component: nucleus. Gene Ontology annotation, biological process: DNA damage checkpoint signaling; positive regulation of transcription by RNA polymerase II. Gene Ontology annotation, molecular function: histone binding.